AUGUCUCGAUCCAGCGUCUCGCAGGGCGACUUGACCUUCCUCAGGGAUACGCUUCUACAGAUCAAGCAAAGAGAGGAGACGACGGCGGGAAACCUUACUCGGAUGGAGGAUCAACUCUCUAGGAUGAACAAGAGCUCCCCCGACCGACGGAACCUCGAGGUCAGGAUUAACAACCUCCGACGCGAGCUUGCGGAUUGGCCCCGUCACCGCGACGCCGCGAUCCGGCAAUGGGUUGCGCAGCAUCCGCAUGCUGCCAUAGCCGACAUCGGCAAUCUGCCUCGGGAGCUCUACGACCAGGUUGUUAGGUACCUGCCAGCCCCAGAGACGUACAGCACCACCCGUCUCAGGCAGGUCCAGAACGAUGUUAAGAAGGCGAAGCGGUAA
Chaetomium strumarium is the source of this 384-nucleotide messenger RNA. RefSeq lists its product as uncharacterized. The coding region runs from base 1 to 384 and encodes 127 amino acids. The transcript is spliced from 3 exons. The record is from RefSeq and is a predicted model, not a curated record. Lineage: Eukaryota; Fungi; Ascomycota; Sordariomycetes; Sordariales; Chaetomiaceae.